AUGCCAACUCUACGGUCGGAGGCGGCUCAUGGUGCCAGUCUAUCGGACUGCAUUGAAACGUUAUCUUCACUUUUAGAACAUGCACUCAGGGAAGGCAAGGCAGAUGGAGACUCUCUUCCCGGUCCUCAUUACUCUUGCUUGCUCCCUGAGCCCCCUCUCUUUGCCUUCUCAGCUCCUUUGCUCAAAGUGCUGCUAGAUGACGACUCUUUCAUUUCUCCAAGUACUGGCCAUCUAUUUUCUUUCAUCAAUCAGCACAAAGAUAGGAUAGACCUCGCCUUGGAGUCGAUUUCACUGAAAUGUCUUUCCAUAUAUCUACUUAGGUCGUCUGCAGAUGAUGGCUAUGAACUUGGGCUACGCCUAUUGAUGGACGAACCGGUGUAUAUUACUGACUCCGACUCAUUGCGAUUCCCUUUAAAAUCCCACGAGUUGGGCGAUCUUUUGCAACUAGCAGAGUUGAGCUUAGUCCAGAAAACCUACAAAAUAUUCACAAAUGAGACGGCAGAUAUACGGAUCCGGAGGAUGGCCGGAAAGGUUCUGGCGGAGAUAGUGUACGAUUGUCCGGACCGAUACCGCCUGUGGCUUGAAAAUCUGAACAGGAAUGACCUCAGACCAGUUGUCCUUGCACUGGACGACUCUGACUACAUACUGGCGUUCUUCGCAAACAUUAUAAUUGGAGUCUUAUAUGACUUCGGAGCCAACGACAGAUUGGACUGGGAACCAAAUGGCCCUCUCUCGAAAAUGAUAAAUCACAUACAGGCCGAGAAGAACGCACUCAAACAGUUCCAUUCCUAUGUUUGUGAAGAGAGAGAGAAUCGAGUUAACGUAUGGGGCAGAACUAGACUGGAUAGUACUUUGCCUAUAUGCUAUUUCAUAGGGCAAGAUGAGGAACGCACGAAGGGGCCCUCGCAGCAUCCUGCGCUACUACUCUUUGAUGCCGAUGGGAUAAACUUGAUACAACUCAGAAAGGAUGUCUCUGGCUUGAAAAUCGACUACGUGAUGAUCCGCCUAUCUCGCCCUACCCGAACUAGAUGCAUUUUCCCUAACGAGCAUGGUGGUCAGAAGUGGCAUUUAUCUCUGCAUAUCCAUGCAGCAGAUAAUAUUGCGGUUAACGACCGAAAGAAGGACCAGCAGAUCAUAAACCUUAGUAUCACGUCCAGGGACGAUCUAGCCAAAAUACGGAAAAGAUUCGAGGCCAUUGAUAUUAGAUGUCAAACGAACAUCAGAACAAGCCAGAGCAAUCGAAGAUCAUCCUCGAUCGUAAUACCCCUGGACACAGACGAUGAGGUUGGUUCCAAGUCUUCCCAACCUUUUGAGGCUCCAUCUCGGAUUGUGAUGGAUUCGACUCCGCACCAUGUCCGCUGGAGGGACGAACCGGCGAAUCUGAUAGACCGACCUGAUUACGUCUGUGAUAAUGCCCCGGUGGACGUUUCCCAGAGCAGUUUAACGGAGCUCACUCACACUCCAACUUUUCGCGGGACCUCUUCGCCAAGGGUGCGAGAAAGUUCUCAUUCUCAACAGAAUAGUCCUAAAUUCCUCGCAAAGGGCCGGCGUAUGGAAGAAGGACAGCACAUUCCCGAUGUCGCCACUAAUUUCAUGAGUAGCGAAGAACUAGCAGGCUUCUGCGCGGAAAACAGACAGACCAGGGAGAAAUCGACACCCCAAAAUGGGGGAAAUUUCAGCGAAAGCGGACCUGCCAGAAACACUCGGUCAAGGUCCUCCCAAAGUGAGAAGUCACUGCGCACAAAUACUGUAUUAAAACCAAUCCCACCAAGUACUCAAGAAUCUCUUAUUUUCCCUAGGCGUCGCUCUAGGGGAAAGCUAUAUACGAUGCUAACCAAGGCGAUGGUGGAUUGGGACGAAGACCUCCGAGAAAGUGACCGUUCUGUUGAACCAGAACCCCUAAAAGACUCCGAGUUGACAUCAGUCUCUUCAGCCCUGUCAAGCGGCACUGGAUGCACUUUCAAUAAGAGCUUAAAACCACGCAGUGCACCCUCUGUCCGAAGAAAACCCGCAAAUAAAACCAAGAGGCGGGCCAAAACGGGAAGCAAAAGAAAGAAGAGAGUGGUAAACAGACAGAUCAAGCUCUCAUCGUCAUCCCCUAAAAACGCUCAGGAUGAUACCCGCCAAAGUGACUCACGUGCAGUUGUUUUGAAUGUGAACAACUUGGGGAACAGCAACGGACCUUGUAAGGAACGAGGCGCUGCCAAUGACUUCUCUCCAGCUCCCAGAAGCGCUGAUGUAACAAGCUAUAAUUCACCGUCUCAGGAGUCUGACACUCAUUGCGGCCAAUCUACAAUGGAGACUAGCUUCGAGGAUUACCAACAGUCUGGUUGGGAUAACCAGGGUAGAGGCCAGACAGUUGCGGAAAAGCUAAUUGCAGCCUUGAGAGGGGGUAGUACGCCAGAGAAGCAAUUUGGUGACACAGAGAAUAGACCUGAGGCUAUUCAUGAACCUGGCAAGUCACAAAACGAGAUUGUGCACGGCACCCUGGAUACAAAGCACAAGGAACACAGGGAGGAUAUGCAGGACUUGUCAGGUUCUCAGGCAUCAAACAUGCGCAGAAACGGGGCUGCCGGUGACGAGAUAAACUCCAUUGAGAUAUGCUCCGUUGACUCACCAGAUGGAAACCGAAAUAGCCCAUUGCAAGACGAUGAAGGAGGCAAGGGCUGGGUUCUUCGAGAAAGAAAAUCCAUCUUUGAGACUGAAAGUGAACAGUAUAUUGAAAGAGCUCGAUGGAUAUCUUCUCUUGCCGCAAGCUCAUCAGAAGAGCCACGGUCGAGGGAAUCGUCAUUCGAGUUUUACUUUACAGGGCCACCGCCGAAGGCCUAUUGUGCCCUUCCUGACCACUUAGAGAAGGCUGCAUCGCCCAACCUAUUCAAGCAAAUCUCUUGUGUCACCGAAGAAACAUCGAGGACAGUAGCCACUAAAGCCAGUAAUGGAGCUGCCUUCUCGGACACUGACGCUCUAAAAGAUCUUACCCAAAAUGGCCCUGAUCAUGUUGCGAAGCGUCUAGACUCGAGCUCCAAACCCAUUGUAGCCAAGAAUGGAAGCCCUAGGCUUAUGCAACGAGGGAAGAACGAACACGCUACACCAAAGCAACGGAACCCUCCACUUGUUCAACAACAACCAAGUGCGAAGCGAACGAAAAUAACGCACCAGGGGGAUGACAGGAACGUCACUUUUUAUGAAAUGGGGCAGAACCAGUCAAAGAAUUAUGAUUCUCUGACCAGGGACAACUCACCGAUUUCGGCUUAUACGGAUACUGACAAUGGCUCCAAGAAAGAUACUCCAGGAACCUUUGAGCAAACUAUUGAAGGAUCAAGCAAGAGCCACAACACGGUGUCUACAACUACAACUGGAAUGGAAGUGCAGCCUUUCCUGGGUCAGCCCCGGGCGACUACUGGGGGAAGGACUUCCUCCUUGAAAGAUCUCAAAUCCGCUUCACUUGGCUUGUCCAAAAAUGGCGGACAGCAUGGAAGUUCUGAGAACAGAGAAUCUUCUCUGAAACCACUAAGUACUGCAGCUGGCAAAUUAUCAUCAGAGAGAAACAUUUCGGAGCGAAAGGUGGCGCGCCAGCAGUCAGAAGACACUGCCGGUGAAAUUGACUGGCAAACAUCACUGCAUGAACUCCACAGGGAAACGGAGCUGACGCUAAUCAAUAACAACGCAGUAAGGAGUGGAAAGGGCGAGUUGUUCCCAGGACUUGCUAACAUCGUGUUUAGCACCUAUCCCGUCAGAUUGAAAGUGAGAGGACCGCCAUUAAUAAAGUGUUGA
This is a messenger RNA of Aspergillus puulaauensis, 3774 nucleotides long. RefSeq lists its product as uncharacterized. The transcript has 4 exons. The record is from RefSeq and is a predicted model, not a curated record. NCBI's taxonomy places the organism in Eukaryota, Fungi, Ascomycota, Eurotiomycetes, Eurotiales, Aspergillaceae. Bases 1 to 3774 code for a protein of 1257 amino acids.